AUGCCAGUCUACACAGGAUCCUGCUUUUGCCGCAAAAUCGAAUACGAGUUGAGACUAGAGUCCGCAGAGGAUGCACGCACAACCCUCUGUCACUGCCGGAACUGCAAGAAAGCAUUUGGGACAAACUAUGGCCUUACAGCCAAGGUACCCAAAGAUACAUUCCACCUAACCAAGGGCCAGCCAAAGGAACAUGCAGGAGACAACGGGUCUGGGGUCAAUAUUUAUCGACAUUUCUGUGAUACUUGUGGCAGUUUUAUUCUUGAGUUUGGGGAGAGACAGGAGAAUGCGAAAGAUCAUUACCGGUAUAUUUGCGUGGGAUCUCUUGAUGAUACCGAGGCGUUGCCUCCCAAAGGAGAAUUCUUUUGUAAGGCCCGAGCGAGUUGGAUGCCAGAGAUUCCCAAUGUAUUCCAUAAACAAGAAAUUCAAAAGUGA
Messenger RNA from Penicillium cataractarum, 432 nucleotides. RefSeq names its product GFA family protein. Gene Ontology annotation, molecular function: carbon-sulfur lyase activity. The coding region runs from base 1 to 432 and encodes 143 amino acids. Lineage: Eukaryota; Fungi; Ascomycota; Eurotiomycetes; Eurotiales; Aspergillaceae. The record is from RefSeq and is a predicted model, not a curated record. The transcript is spliced from 4 exons.